GCAAUUAAUUUCCCCGCAAUUCCACACACCACUGGCACUGUGUAGCUCGCCAUAAGAGGCAAAAAAAAAAAAAAAAUGGUGAAGAUUUGUUGCAUUGGAGCUGGUUAUGUUGGUGGUCCAACUAUGGCUGUUAUUGCUUUGAAAUGUCCAUCUGUUGAAGUUGCUGUUGUUGAUAUCUCUGUUCCACGGAUCACUGCUUGGAACAGUGACCAGCUUCCUAUCUAUGAGCCGGGCCUCGAUGAUGUUGUUAAGCAAUGCCGUGGCAAGAACCUCUUCUUCAGUACUGAUGUUGAGAAACACGUGAGAGAGGCUGAUAUCGUCUUUGUCUCUGUGAAUACCCCGACCAAGACUCGUGGUCUUGGAGCUGGUAAAGCUGCUGAUUUGACUUACUGGGAAAGCGCAGCUCGGAUGAUUGCUGAUGUGUCGGUUUCAGACAAGAUCGUUGUUGAGAAAUCAACUGUCCCUGUCAAAACCGCGGAAGCCAUUGAGAAGAUUCUGAUGCACAACAGUAAAGGAAUCAAGUUCCAGAUUCUCUCCAACCCUGAGUUCCUUGCUGAAGGAACCGCCAUUGAAGAUCUUUUCUAUCCUGACCGUGUUCUCAUCGGUGGUCGUGAAACACCUGAAGGGUUUAAAGCUGUCAAAGCCUUGAAAGACGUUUAUGCUCAGUGGGUUCCAGAAGAUAGAAUCCUAACCACUAAUCUCUGGUCCGCUGAGCUUACCAAGCUUGCUGCCAACGCAUUCUUAGCCCAAAGAAUCUCAUCCGUCAAUGCUAUGUCUGCUCUCUGUGAAGCCACUGGUGCUAAUGUCUCUGAAGUCUCCUAUGCUGUUGGUAAAGACUCUAGAAUCGGUCCCAAGUUCUUGAACUCGAGUGUCGGCUUUGGUGGCUCCUGUUUCCAGAAAGAUAUCCUCAACUUAGUCUACAUCUGUGAAUGCAACGGCCUCCCUGAAGUAGCGGAAUACUGGAAACAAGUCAUCAAGAUCAAUGACUACCAGAAAACCCGGUUUGUAAACCGCAUUGUGUCCUCGAUGUUCAACACCGUUUCCAACAAAAAGAUUGCUGUCCUCGGGUUCGCCUUCAAGAAAGAUACCGGAGACACGAGAGAGACUCCAGCCAUUGAUGUCUGCAAAGGUUUGUUAGGAGACAAAGCCCGAAUCAGCAUCUAUGAUCCACAAGUCACUGAAGAACAGAUCCAAAGAGACUUAACCAUGAACAAAUUCGACUGGGACCAUCCAAUUCACCUUCAACCCAUGAGUCCAACCACUGUGAAACAAGUCUCAGUCGCUUGGGACGCCUAUGCUGCCACUAAAGACGCCCACGGAAUCUGCUUGUUAACCGAGUGGGACGAGUUUAAGACGCUUGACUAAGAGCGGAUCUUUGAAAAUAUGCAGAAACCAGCGUUUGUCUUCGAUGGCAGAAAUGUUGUUGAUGCAGAGAAGCUGAGGAAGAUAGGGUUUAUUGUUUACUCUAUUGGUAAGCCAUUGGACCAGUGGCUCAAGGACAUGCCUGCUCUUGCUUAGCUUUGAGUUUUUGCCAUUCUCAAGAUUUGGAUUGUUUUUCUCUAUGUUGCUUAUAUCAAAUAAUUUGCUCUGUUUUUU
Arabidopsis arenosa is the source of this 1596-nucleotide messenger RNA. NCBI's taxonomy places the organism in Eukaryota, Viridiplantae, Streptophyta, Magnoliopsida, Brassicales, Brassicaceae. The record is from the annotation of a GenBank genome assembly.